This is a messenger RNA of Aspergillus affinis, 384 nucleotides long. RefSeq lists its product as uncharacterized. Bases 1 to 384 code for a protein of 127 amino acids. The transcript has a single exon. The record is from RefSeq and is a predicted model, not a curated record. Lineage: Eukaryota; Fungi; Ascomycota; Eurotiomycetes; Eurotiales; Aspergillaceae.
AUGCCUGAUGCCACUGUCAUCCAGGUCAGAGCCUUGGUCCAGAAUCCCCGGGUUUCCACCGAGUGGGCUGAGCGCCAAAUAUUGCAGGUCAAAUGCAAGCGCCCAUCAAGAGACACCCCACGGGGUUGGGAUGAUACCAUCAGUGCCCAGCUCCAUGAUGACCUUUCACAAACUUUGAAUGAUUCUCAGAGAUUGUUCGGAGCCGUCGCCAUUGGCAAGAAAGUGAGAUUCUAUCGGUUUGAUGGACGAGCAGCGACACCCAGCCAAGAAAUCAUUCAACUGCACCAGGGUACCUUCGACAUGGACGACCCAAAUGGCGUCGCGCAGGUUGAGAGCAUGAUGGAUUAUAUCAAGGCAAAUGGGUGGCAGUGGGCCAGCUCCUAG